UCAAUGCAAAAUACUCUCUAGCCCUAGACGUUGUGGCGCCCAAAUUCGAAUAGAGGGAUAACAAAAAUAGUAAUCGUAUCUUUAAAACUUAUACGCGAGAGACUUAUUUUCUCAUUGUACCUUUCAGUAAAAUAAUCCAACACACGAUGACUGUUCUUGAAGAUUCAAUUUUUCUUUAUACUUGUGUUGGUUUAUGGAGACCAGACACAUGGACCGGGUUAAAAGCGAAUCUUUACAACUUUUACACGUUCUGUGUCCUAUUUAUAAAUGGCUCCUUUUUUAUAAGUAUCAUUACGGAUGUUGAUCUUAACCAUUUUGACUUUCUUGGCUCAAUGGAUUUCAUCACAUUAAUAUUGCAAGUCGUUGAAAACAUACCGAAGAUGCUUUGUGUCAUAAAUAAUCGUAAUAUUGUGUUAGAGGUACUAGAAUAUUUUCAAAGUAAUUUAUUGGAUCCAAAAAAUGACAAUGAAAAGUUGAUUCAUCGAAAAUUUGAUAAUCUGAGUAGACGUGCCAAUUUGUGGCUCACGGUGACAGGAUUCACAUCAAUAACAUGGUACAAUUAUAAUCACAUUAUGCAAAUGGAACCACUGACAGUAUUGCCCUAUGGCGGGAAAAUACCAUAUAAUUACUCAAGUAAUAGAAAAAUUUAUUUACUGACUGCUGUAAAUCAAAUCUAUUCUGUAUUUAGUCUUGCAAGUAUAAAUGCUGCAUUCAAUACAUUAUUUAUAACUAUGAUGCUUCAAAUAAGCGCAAAACUUAAUGUUCUUGAAUAUCGUUUUAAAAUUAUGUUGAAAAAACUCGAGUGUGAUAAAAAUAAUAAUAGUCAGAAAUUCGGUGAAAGAAUUUUUUAUGAAAUGAAAAGUAAUUUAAUCGGCAAUUGGGUUGAAAAUCAUAUUAAACUUAUAAAUUUAUUUGAUUCUGUUAAUUCAGUAUUUUCAAAAGCAAUAUAUGUUCACUACAUUCUUAAUUCAUUUUUACUAUGUACUAUUGCAUAUAUAUUUUCUCAUACUCCGUUCGGUGAUAUGAUUUCUAUCAGUUACUUGAUUUAUUUUACUGUCAAAUGUACACAACAAUAUUUACAAUGUGUUUCCGCUCAUCAAGUCACAAUUGAGGCUGAAAAUCUUCGUGAUACUAUUUUUGAUACCAACUGGUAUAACACCAAAACAGCUGUUCAAAAAUCAAUAAUUAUAAUAAUGUCAAAAACAAUUAUACCAGUGGUUUUUAUUUCCGAAUAUUUUGUUGAAUUGUCUAUAGAUUCAUUCAAAAAAGUAAUGAAGUUAUCAUAUACUAUUUACAACGUACUCGAAUAGCGAUAUUAAUAUUUCCGAAACAAAUAACUAUGCUGUUGAAUAUAGUGAUGAAUCUUUUAUUGAUUGACAAAUAUGUAUUAAAGUUUAAAAGUUAUUGUUAUAUUUUAUAUAUAUACGUUACGGAUCUGCAAACAAUUUGAACUUAGAAAUUAUGCAUACAUGGAAAAAAAUAAAUAGGCGCUGCAACAGGACGCAGUCCUGUGGGAGCAGGAAAUGAAAUUUUAAAUUUUAUUAUACUGACAAAAAACAUUGGUACAUGAAACUUGUUCCUUAUCCUAUUGAUUUCACAGAAAAACUCCUGUUGCUGCAACAGGAUUUUGUCCUGUUUAUUUAUUUUUUUUCGUGUAUAUUAUUAAAAAAUAGUAUCUUAUACAUCAUGUGGAAUGGGUAUUAUACUCGAUGUCACUAGAUGUAUACUGAGAUGAUAAAAAAAAAAAAAAUUUUUUAUUUUUCCAAGCAGGCUCAAAAGUUUCUUUUGGGUGUAAAGAAAUUUCUGUGAAAAGAUGAGCCCUUAAUAUUAAUAUUAAGAUUGUCCGCAUCGCAUUUUUUUAAUUCCCAUAAGAAUGACAUGGAAAAAAUUUUUUUUACGUCUUCUGAUUUUUAUAAGUAGCUAACGAUGCAUCAUAGGAAUAAUUAGUGGGCAUAUU
Molecule: messenger RNA, 1957 nt
Organism: Microplitis mediator
Lineage: Eukaryota; Metazoa; Arthropoda; Insecta; Hymenoptera; Braconidae
Product: putative odorant receptor 92a
Exons: 5
Coding region: 147-1310 (387 amino acids)
Biological process (GO): sensory perception of smell; detection of chemical stimulus involved in sensory perception of smell
Cellular component (GO): plasma membrane
Molecular function (GO): odorant binding; olfactory receptor activity
Source: RefSeq, a predicted model, not a curated record